AUGUCCAUGCGCCGCAUUUCACACGCAGAGAACUUGGCCCUUUUAGAGCGAGUGAAGCGGGAGCCAGGCUCACGCGUGCCCCCUGCCGGCCCUCAGGUGAAAUGCAAUGAGCAGCCCAACCGCGUGGAGAUCUACGAGAAGACGGUGGAGGUGCUGGAGCCGGAGGUCACGAAGCUCAUGAAGUUCAUGUACUUUCAGCGCAAGGCCAUCGAGCGGUUCUGCAGCGAGGUGAAGCGGCUGUGCCACGCCGAGCGCAGGAAGGACUUCGUGUCCGAGGCCUACCUCCUGACCCUGGGCAAGUUCAUCAACAUGUUCGCCGUCCUGGACGAGCUCAAGAACAUGAAGUGCAGCGUCAAGAACGACCACUCGGCCUACAAGAGGGCAGCCCAGUUCCUCAGGAAGAUGGCCGACCCCCAGUCCAUCCAGGAAUCACAGAACCUCUCCAUGUUCCUGGCCAACCACAACCGGAUCACACAGUGUCUCCACCAGCAACUGGAGGUGAUCCCAGGGUACGAGGAGCUGCUGGCCGACAUCGUGAACAUCUGCGUGGAUUACUACGAGAACAAGAUGUACCUGACGCCCAGCGAGAAGCACAUGCUGCUUAAGGUGAUGGGCUUCGGCCUGUAUCUGAUGGAUGGGAACGUCAGCAACAUUUACAAGCUGGAUGCCAAGAAGAGAAUCAACCUUAGCAAAAUCGACAAGUUCUUCAAGCAGCUGCAGGUGGUGCCAUUGUUCGGGGACAUGCAGAUCGAGCUGGCCAGAUACAUUAAGACCAGCGCUCACUACGAGGAGAACAAAUCCAAGUGGACCUGCACGCAGAGCAGCAUCAGCCCCCAGUACAACAUCUGCGAGCAGAUGGUACAGAUCCGAGACGACCACAUCCGCUUCAUCUCCGAGCUCGCCCGCUACAGCAACAGCGAGGUGGUGACGGGCUCCGGGCUGGACAGCCAGAAGUCAGACGAGGAAUACCGCGAGCUCUUCGACCUGGCCCUGCGGGGCCUGCAGCUCCUGUCCAAGUGGAGCGCCCAUGUCAUGGAAGUGUACUCUUGGAAGCUGGUUCACCCCACAGACAAGUUUUGCAACAAGGACUGCCCGGGCACGGCGGAAGAGUACGAGAGGGCCACGCGCUACAACUACACCAGCGAGGAGAAGUUUGCCUUCGUGGAGGUGAUCGCGAUGAUCAAAGGCCUGCAGGUGCUCAUGGGCCGCAUGGAGAGCGUGUUCAACCAGGCCAUCCGGAACACCAUCUACGCCGCCCUGCAGGACUUCGCCCAGGUGACCCUGCGCGAGCCACUCCGGCAGGCCGUGCGCAAGAAGAAGAACGUGCUCAUCAGCGUCCUGCAGGCCAUCCGCAAGACCAUCUGCGAUUGGGAGGGCGGCCGGGAGCCCCCCAAUGACCCCUGCCUGCGUGGAGAGAAGGACCCCAAAGGGGGCUUCGACAUCAAGGUGCCCCGGCGGGCCGUGGGGCCGUCCAGCACCCAGCUGUACAUGGUACGCACCAUGCUGGAGUCUCUCAUCGCCGACAAGAGUGGCUCCAAGAAGACCCUGCGCAGCAGCCUGGACGGGCCCAUUGUCCUCGCCAUCGAGGACUUCCACAAGCAGUCCUUCUUCUUCACCCAUCUGCUCAACAUCAGCGAAGCGCUGCAGCAGUGCUGCGACCUCUCCCAGCUCUGGUUCCGAGAGUUCUUCCUGGAGCUCACCAUGGGCCGGCGCAUCCAGUUCCCCAUCGAGAUGUCCAUGCCUUGGAUUCUGACGGACCACAUCCUGGAGACCAAGGAGCCUUCCAUGAUGGAGUACGUCCUCUACCCGCUGGACCUGUACAACGACAGCGCCUACUACGCGCUGACCAAGUUCAAAAAGCAGUUCCUGUACGACGAGAUCGAGGCCGAGGUGAACCUGUGUUUUGACCAGUUUGUCUACAAGCUGGCGGACCAGAUCUUCGCCUACUACAAGGCCAUGGCGGGCAGCGUGCUCUUGGACAAACGCUUCCGGGCCGAGUGUAAGAAUUAUGGGGUGAUCAUCCCGUACCCACCCUCCAACCGCUACGAGACGCUGCUGAAGCAGAGACACGUGCAGCUCUUGGGUAGAUCCAUCGACUUGAACAGACUCAUUACUCAGCGCAUCUCUGCCGCCAUGUACAAAUCCUUGGACCAGGCCAUCAGCCGCUUCGAGAGCGAGGAUGUGACCUCCAUUGUGGAGCUGGAGUGGCUGCUGGAGAUUAACCGCCUCACGCACCGGCUGCUCUGCAAGCACAUGACCCUGGACAGCUUCGACACCAUGUUCCGGGAGGCCAAUCACAACGUCUCGGCCCCCUAUGGCCGCAUCACCCUGCACGUCUUCUGGGAACUGAACUUCGACUUCCUCCCUAACUAUUGCUACAAUGGCUCCACCAACCGAAUUCCCCGCCCCCUCAACAUUGCCUACAGCCACAUCUACAGCUCCUACCGGAACUUCGUGGGACCCCCUCACUUCAAGACCAUCUGUCGGCUCCUGGGCUACCAGGGCAUCGCCGUGGUCAUGGAGGAGCUGCUGAAGAUCGUCAAGAGCCUGCUGCAGGGCACCAUCCUCCAGUACGUGAAGACGCUGAUCGAGGUGAUGCCCAAGAUUUGCCGCCUGCCGCGACAUGAGUACGGCUCCCCAGGCAUCCUGGAGUUUUUCCACCACCAGCUGAAGGACAUCAUCGAGUACGCCGAGCUCAAGACCGACGUGUUCCAGAGCCUCAGGGAGGUGGGCAACGCCAUCCUCUUCUGCCUCCUCAUCGAGCAGGCGCUGUCUCAGGAAGAAGUGUGCGACUUGCUCCACGCCGCGCCCUUCCAGAACAUCUUGCCCAGAGUCUACAUCAAAGAGGGAGAGCGCCUGGAGGUCCGGAUGAAGCGCCUGGAGGCCAAGUACGCCCCCCUGCACCUGGUCCCCCUCAUAGAGCGGCUGGGGACCCCCCAGCAAAUCGCCAUCGCCCGGGAGGGGGACCUGCUGACCAAGGAGCGCCUGUGCUGCGGCCUGUCCAUGUUCGAGGUCAUCCUGACCCGCAUCCGCAGCUACCUGCAGGACCCAGUGUGGCGCGGGCCGCCGCCCACCAACGGCGUCAUGCACGUGGACGAGUGCAUGGAGUUCCACCGGCUGUGGAGCGCCAUGCAGUUCGUCUACUGCAUCCCCGUGGGCACCAACGAGUUCACGGCCGAGCAGUGCUUCGGGGACGGCCUCAACUGGGCCGGCUGCUCCAUCGUCGUGCUCCUGGGCCAGCAGCGCCGCUUCGACCUGUUUGACUUCUGCUACCACCUGCUCAAGGUGCAAAGGCAGGACGGCAAGGACGAGAUCAUCAAGAACGUGCCCCUGAAGAAGAUGGCCGACCGGAUCCGCAAGUAUCAGAUCCUGAACAACGAGGUGUUCGCCAUCCUGAACAAGUACAUGAAGUCGGUGGAGACGGACAGCUCCACGGUAGAGCACGUGCGCUGCUUCCAGCCGCCCAUCCACCAGUCGCUGGCCACCACCUGCUAGGCAGGCCUGCAGACCACGACCCGGCAGAGGAGGAGGAGCAGGAAGGGACAGAGAGAGAGAGGGAGGAAGCCACGGUCAGCCCAGACAGGGACUGGCCGGGACGGGGUGCAGGCUGGGCCCGCCGCGCCCCCUGCUGGCCGGGCCGUGCAUGCGCGGGGGGCGGGGGGGUCCCACCGUGGAAAUGAAAAUCACAAACAAGCAAA
Messenger RNA from Dipodomys ordii (Ord's kangaroo rat), 3698 nucleotides. It is a transcript of the gene Cyfip2, whose product is annotated as cytoplasmic FMR1 interacting protein 2. Bases 1 to 3495 code for a protein of 1164 amino acids. Gene Ontology annotation, biological process: apoptotic process; cell morphogenesis; cell projection assembly. Gene Ontology annotation, cellular component: synapse; neuron projection. Gene Ontology annotation, molecular function: small GTPase binding. The transcript has 28 exons. The record is from RefSeq and is a predicted model, not a curated record. Lineage: Eukaryota; Metazoa; Chordata; Mammalia; Rodentia; Heteromyidae.